Spodoptera frugiperda (fall armyworm) is the source of this 3399-nucleotide messenger RNA. RefSeq lists its product as uncharacterized. NCBI's taxonomy places the organism in Eukaryota, Metazoa, Arthropoda, Insecta, Lepidoptera, Noctuidae. Bases 184 to 2991 code for a protein of 935 amino acids. The transcript has a single exon. The record is from RefSeq and is a predicted model, not a curated record.
ACUCACAGCGAUUAUAAAUGGCUGCAGAACUGUAGUUUGUCUUUCGUUUUUGAUUCCUUAACAUUUGGUUACAUAACAAAUGAUUUGGUUUUGAUACGUCUGUACAAAAAAUCUACUGUCAGAGAUACCAAUUCCGAAUUUCUCAAAUACUGCCGUGAGCACCAUACGCGGUUAUUGUUGUAUAUGUUAAAACCAUGUACUAAAGAUGUUAUGAAAAUAAUAGAAGAGCAAACUUACCCUUAUUAUGAAAAAAUGGGAAGACGAAAAUCAGAGUUUCUAAUGAAAACACACCCGCAGAGAGUUUUAGAUGAUUUCGAAAAGUAUAAAAACACGAUUGACCUGUCGGUAGUAGCAAAAUAUAUGAACAAAAAAGAUAUAAAAGCGUUUCUAUAUAAAUAUUCAAACACAUUAGAUAUUUAUAAAGAUUACAAUUUAUUGACCCAUUUCAUAAAAAAUAUGGAACAGAAUGAAAGAGUAGAGUUAGUACAGAAAUGUUUUAUUAAUCAAACUGAAAUGCUAUUUAAUAAAAAAGAUAUGAAGUGGAUCAAUAGUUUGGUACGCACUUAUGAGUGGUACGAGUUAAUUCCGUAUGACUUAGCAUUUCUUGAAAUUAAAAAUCUUAUACUCAAAGAGAACUCUCCGUCAGAACAAUGUGACAUGCUAUCAGUCUUAAUAACUAGUGCAAAAACGAAUACAAAACAUAUUAAAUCAUUCCUCACGUUCUUAAUGGAAAUACACAUGAAUAUUCCCUUCAAAUACAAGAUUGAAUUUGUAAAUAAUCUACUUACAAACGUGUCUACUCACGAGUUGGAUGAGGCAACUUGGAACCUUUUGGAUCAAAUAUUUCACAGUAUGGAUGUAUACAUUGACACGGAGAACGAUGUACAACUGUGUCUGGAAUCUAUAAUUGUGCGUAAAGUUUUGAAUGAUGAAGCUGUGCCAGAAGUCAUCGAGCAAAAGUGCUCUUUCGGUUCCUUUAAAAAUAUUGUAUUAUCUUUGAAUGAGGAACAAAAAAAUAAAUUAUUUAUUUAUGCUCUCAAUUCCUUGGUGUCAAAAGUAAAUACUGAAAACAUUGUAAAUAAAUCUGAUUUUGACGGAAUUUUGGACAAGUUACAACGUGUUCUCAUUUUACUAAAUGAUUGGAAUAAACAAUUAUCUGAUUACCCAUUUAUUUACGAAACAAUAAAAACCCUAAUUAAAACAAAAGGAGAAAACGAGUGGACCACAGACCUAUCAUGCUUAUACAAAGUGAACAAAUCGUGGCGCAAGUACAUGUUUGAGGAGUCGCUGUCGCUCUCUCUGUGCGAGGAAACGUGCCUGAACGCUCUGAAGCACAAGCCACAGCUGCUGACGCGUCACGACAAACAAAUACACACGUUGCGGACUGACGACGCGGUCUCACUGCGGCGUGUGCUCGCGAAGCUGCGCGUCUACUGGCCGGACUCACUCGCCCGACACUGGACAGAAGCUUACAUGCAAAGUUUAAACGAACUGACAGGACAUAAAGCUAUCGUGGAAGGCCUUUUCAUGCUAUUAUCACAAAGCCAAGUCAUAGAUUUGGCAAGGAAAUAUGUUAAUGACAAUUUUAAAAUUAAUUGUAACCUCACUGACCAAACUGAAUUCAGUAUUCGGAAAAACAUAGCAAAACAAUUGCACGUAGCCAGACCACUAGUUCCUUUGGAUACAGUAUAUUGGUACACUAAAGGAGAAUACGCAAAGUAUGCAGUUCAGUCGCACAGUGCUAUUUUAUCAAAUUUAGGUGAAGUUGACAGUCGCGAGUAUUUACUAAAACUUCGUAAUGUACCGGUGGUUUUACUCAAAUUCGUACUAAAUCAAGCUUUCGCGAAAUUAAAAAUAAGUGAAGUUAAAAAUGUAUUUUCGAAUAUAUGGAAGUCUGCUAAGGAUCCUACUUCCAGAUCCGUUAUUUACGAAUAUAUUUUCAAUCGUAUUUCAUAUUUUUUCAAUGAAAAAUUCCAAGAUGAUGAGUAUCUAUGGGAAAUAUUAAACAUUUGUCUAGAUGACUUAAGUGUAGAAGGAGAAAGUACAAAUAUUUAUGAAAAAUUAAUGGACAUCGAUAAAGUUCCUUACAGUAAACAAGCUCUGUAUUACAUGAAGAGUUACCGCUACCUUGCCUCGUUGCCCGAUGAGCUUGGUUGUGCAAAAUAUGUAAAUGAGUUAUUUAACUGCGCAAAUAAAAUAAUCGGUGAAUUAGACAACGACUUUAUCGUUAAUAUAGUAUUGUCUUCUAUAAAAAUACAAUUCGGUUCGAGUAUGUUUUGUGAUUCGCUUGCAAUGUUCGUACUAUAUUGUGAUAGUGAAGAGAAUCAACUUCAGAGAUAUAAGAAAAUUGAACCAGCAAUCGAGGAAACGUUUAAAAAUUGGAAAACUUUAGCUUCAUACAGACAGAAUUUCAUAUUAUUUUUAGAUGCUCUGGCGCAUUUUUUAGUUACAGAUUAUAGCAAAAAAAUACCAAUUCCUGUUAAACUGUUUACUGAGUUACAAAAUAAAAUGCAAAAUUGUUUAUCAGUGUUAGAAAACUAUGAAAUGCAUACAAGCUGGAAGCUUCUUAUAGAGUACAUCAAAUUGUUAAGUGAGUUAUGUGUUAGACAAAAAGAUAAUCGUCCAUAUAACUAUUGGAAAGUGGCUUCAUUCGGUCCAAUCCUAUUAGAAUAUUUAAAAGAAGACGUUGACAAGUACAGUCCGAUGAUACACAACAUGUUUGCUACCGCCCUAGACAAAAUGUUUAAAAUGUUAUGGCUACGUGACUACAUAAUAGUAGAUCAUUUGAGACUCAUGUUAAAUGAAGAUUUUGAUCCCGCAUAUCUCGUCGUUUCUAAAAUUAUGCCCCAAUAUACAUCCCACAAAACAAAAUACUUACAAACACAAAUACUCAAAAAGUUUAAAUCAAAUCUAUCUAAAUCAGUACAGGUGCAAUUUUACAAUGAAUUGUUGAAAUAUCCAGAAGUGCAUAAACUUUUCAUGUCAAUUUAAUUUGAAUCUGUUAAUAUAUGUUACUAUAAAAACCCGUAUACGAGUUAAUAUUAGGUUAUCCCUGAAAAUCUUAGGAUUUACUUUAAGGAUCGAUAAAAAUGUAAGAUUAUUUUCGGGCUUUUGUCAUAAGAAUUUAGUAUAAGCGUGAAAUCGCCACUGACAGCUGGUAAAUAUUAGUUUUGGGAAUAAAAUAAUGAGUAAUUCUUAAUAAUUUAUGUCGGUCAAAACCUUACUUAUUUUUAUGUUGGCGGGGACGAAUGCCGUCCGGCCUCUAUCAUAUUUGUAGUCCCUUAGUCAGCAAUUAUGCCAUCCGCGAGAAGAGCAUGUACCAUCAGGUGACUCGUUUGCUCGUUUGCCUCCUAUUCCAUAAAAAGAGCAAAUAAACAAUUAUAACAAAAAAUGUUACGU